Ambispora gerdemannii is the source of this 1227-nucleotide messenger RNA. The record is from the annotation of a GenBank genome assembly. NCBI's taxonomy places the organism in Eukaryota, Fungi, Glomeromycota, Glomeromycetes, Archaeosporales, Ambisporaceae.
AUGGAUAAUAUGCAUUUUGAUCCAAGAAUAACAAUAGACGAAUCCGAAGAACCACCAAUCACAAUAAAAUCCGUGGAGAAAAAAGAACAAAAAAAGCGGGAAUUUCUCGUACUCGACUUGAUAAAAAAUCGUAUUGAAAUCUUUACCAAUAUUUGUAGUCAUCUGGAGCCUUUAAAUUUGGUGUCGCUCCGACUGACUUGCAAAGAAUUCAAUGAUCUUCUCAAGUCGCCGAUUGACUCAAUCACCCAACAAAUCUGGAAACAAUCCCGAGUCACAUUCUGUAAAUUUUAUCAAUUGCCCCCGCCUUUGGGUAUCUCUGAACAGACAUAUGUUAGUAUGAUAUACAGUGAGAAUGGUUGCCAGGUUUGCGGCGAUUUGUCAAAGAGUGCCACCAUCUAUUGGAAUCCUCUCGUGAUUUGUUGUACCAGUUGUUUCAAUAAAAAUACAAUAAGCGAAAGAACCAUCCGUUAUGAAUGGGAUUUUCCCGAAUCAAUUAUUAAAAUUCUGAUUCCUAUAACUCUCAAGGAUUUGUUUGGCGAUUACCUACGCUAUUAUUGGAUUCCAUCUGUCAGCCAACAAAUAGAUGAAUUCAUUAAUCUUGAGCCAGCUGAAGAAAAACCUUGGCUAAAAAGUAAAUCAAUUCAAUAUCAAUAUGCAAUUUCGACUAGUCUUGAGCGUGAGUACUGGGAAAGAUGCCGAUACAUCAAAAGAUAUCGACCGACAACCGCAGAAACAAAGAAAAGAAAAUCAAUUAAGGGUAAAGAAGUAGAACGACUACAACCUCAAAAUAAUCAAAAUCAACAGGUUGAAGCAUCCAUUUAUCCCACGUAUUUCGAGUGGCUUGUACAACUUGAUAUUUUGCCAAUAUUCGAAAAUGAAUAUAAGAAUGCAUUGAAAGCAGCAUCAGCCUAUUAUGAAUCUCAAACAGAGAUAAAGCAAGAAGUUGACAAGGUUAAUAAACAUGAAGAGCUAUAUAGUGUGGAAAAUUCUUGCGUGGUCGUUGAUCAAUUGGACGAUUGUUUUUCGCCCACAGAGACUAUACUUGGUGAUAGCGAUCCCGAGGAUACUGCUCCGUCUCCACGGCCGACCAAAAAAGCUAGAUACAAUCCUCUUGAAGAAAGAACAAAUAGUCCUCAACAUACGCCACAGAGAAUCAAGAAUUUAGGAUAUUCUUUACGUGCUAGAACUCCGACGAAAUCAUCUUCUUCAUCUUUGAAUGGUCUUUGA